AUGGACACUCUAGACACACAGCUUCGACACACAGCUUCGAACAACCUGCCUGUGAGUGGAUCGAGGUUGACAGCCGCGCCGAUUAGCGCCGUGGCCGAGGAGGAGCCCCAGCAGCAGAGCGCACAGACAACGGCUCUCGGCAACUCGGAACAACCGUUGCAGACGGGCCCACCGGCAGCUCUCCCGCUCAACGCCGCUGGACCCGCGAGUCGCAGCACGAUUGCCAACCUCAUGCGCCUGUCGCAUGUGGCGGGCUGUCCCUGUCACGGAUGCAGCGUCGCGCGCGGCGGCGCCAACCUCGCGCGCGCCGGUCUCAACAUGAUCUCCAAGCACAACGCACAGCCCGGUGCCAACGCGCGCGGCUACGCCACUCCCGUCGACAACCUCGUGCAGAAGGAGUACGCCUUUGAGCUGGCGGCGUCCAACGUGCGCUUUGGCGAGGGCGUCACCAACGAGGUGGGCAUGGACUUUGCCAACAUGAAGGCGCGCAAGGUGGGUGUCUUUACCGACUCCACCGUGCGCGGCCUCACCGCCAUGAAGCAGUCCAUCGAGGGCCUCGAAAAGGCCGGCGUCAAGUACGAGGUGUACGACAGAUGCAGGGUGGAGCCCAACGAAGAAUCCUGGUCCGACGCCAUCAAGUUUGCGCGCGAUCAGGACUUUUCGCACUUCCUCGCCGUCGGUGGCGGCAGUGUCAUGGACACCUGCAAGGUCGCCAACCUCUUUACGUGCUAUCCCGAAGCCGACCUGCUUGAGUUCGUCAAUGCACCCAUCGGUCGCGGCACGCCGAUCGACAAGGUGCUGCGUCCGCUGCUGUGUGUGCCCACCACCGCGGGUACCGGAUCCGAGACCACGGGCACCGCCAUCUUUGACCACACCGCCACCGAGUCCAAGACGGGCAUCGCCUCGCGUGCGCUGCGUCCGCUGCUCGGCAUCGUCGAUCCGCUCAACACCGAGACGUGCCCGACGGCGGUGCACGUCAGUGCAGGCCUCGACGUGCUCUUCCAUGCGCUCGAGUCGUACACGGCCAUCCCCUACAACGAGCGCAUGCCUCGCCCCGCCAACCCCAUCCAGCGCCCCGCCUACCAGGGCCGCAACCCCAUCUCGGACGUCUUUUCGCUCUGGGCGCUCAAGCAGACCGUCAAGUACCUCCCGCGCGUCGCACGCGACCGCACCGACGCCGAAGCGCGCGGUCAGAUGCUCCUCGCCGCCACUUUCGCUGGUAUCGGCUUUGGAAACGCCGGUGUUCAUCUGUGCCACGGUAUGUCGUACCCGAUCUCCGGGCUCAACAAGAAGUUCGGCAAGUAUCAGCAUCCCGGAUACCAGGUGGACCAUCCCAUCGUGCCCCACGGCAUCUCGGUCGCACUCACCGGUCCGGCCGUGUUCGACUUUACCGCUCCCUCGGCUCCCGACCGCCACCGCGAGGUCGCUGCGAUCUUUGAGGGGUACCAGAACGGAAGCGAGGCGACCGACAUUGCGCGCCUGCCCGAUGCAGAGGUGGGCGCGCUCGUGUACGACCGCAUCGCAGCCUUCCUUGCCGACCUCGGCGUGCCGCGUGGAUUGUCCAAGAUCGGGUAUGGAAAUGAGCAUGUAGAGGCGCUCGUCAAGGGCACGAUCCCGCAGAGGCGCGUGCUCGACCUUGCUCCGGGUAUCGGCGACGUCCACGGCGCAGACGGCCACGAACACCUCGCCCGCAUCCUUGAAAAGUCGCUCUCGUACUAA
Molecule: messenger RNA, 1719 nt
Organism: Moesziomyces antarcticus
Lineage: Eukaryota; Fungi; Basidiomycota; Ustilaginomycetes; Ustilaginales; Ustilaginaceae
Product: alcohol dehydrogenase
Exons: 4
Coding region: 1-1719 (572 amino acids)
Cellular component (GO): mitochondrion
Molecular function (GO): metal ion binding; alcohol dehydrogenase (NAD+) activity
Source: RefSeq, a predicted model, not a curated record